This is a messenger RNA of Schizophyllum commune H4-8, 798 nucleotides long. RefSeq lists its product as uncharacterized. Bases 1 to 510 code for a protein of 169 amino acids. Lineage: Eukaryota; Fungi; Basidiomycota; Agaricomycetes; Agaricales; Schizophyllaceae. The record is from RefSeq and is a predicted model, not a curated record. The transcript has 4 exons.
AUGCCGAAGCCGUCUAGAGUGAAAUGUCAGGUCUGCAAUGAGACCGAAUCCAAAUACACUUGCUCUGUCUGCAGCAUCGUAUAUUGCUCUGUUCCAUGUUAUAAGCAACAUAAGACAUCCACAUUUGUUCAAGACGAGAAGCCUCUCAAACCACUCACGUCACUUAAAUGGCCAUAUGUACCAGAAGAGUCUGUAUACCCCGACCCUCUUACGCGCGACGACCCAAAACCUCUCAGUCUCAGACAGUACGAGGGAAUUGCGACAUCAAAGCCCCUGCGUGUUUUGUUGAAUGAGCACCCCGGCCUGCGCGAUACCCUGAGGCAGAUAGACCAACUGCGAGGACAAGAGCGUGUUGACGCCCUGCACCGUGCACUGCGACUGAAUCAAAGGGAUGUAGAAGCAGAUGUAGGGGAAGAUGUGUUGCUUUUGCGGCAAUUUGCCCAGGCGGUCGAGGACGCCAUCCGCGGAGACCAACAAGACGGCUUGCGAUUGCAAUGGGGAGAUGAAUGAAAGAGAGUAGGCGAGGCGUUCCGAGGAGUAGGAGGUCUGGACUUGAUCGUACAUGUAUUCGGGUGAAGCAGGCAGCCAGAGUCGCAUACGGGGUCUAGACCGCUGUGGGGAACAUGGCGAUUUCGAAGUAAAUUGAUUGGUCUGCCUCCCGAGCGCCUGUAGAACGCGCGCGAAGUACGCCUUUAUGGGUGUACGAAUGUGCCCGCUUAGCCCUCUACAACUUCUCCUUCUCAAUCUUGAGGUAGUACUCCUGCUCGAGCUUGCCUGAAGGUGGCGUGUCAGAACGCG